Molecule: messenger RNA, 579 nt
Organism: Lotus japonicus
Lineage: Eukaryota; Viridiplantae; Streptophyta; Magnoliopsida; Fabales; Fabaceae
Exons: 1
Coding region: 1-579 (192 amino acids)
Source: RefSeq, a predicted model, not a curated record
AUGGCAUCAGAUGGAAGAGAAAUGGAUGAUAUUGAAUCAAACUUUUUUAAAGAGGUCUGGUGUAAAUCUGUACCCUCAAAGGUAGCUGCUACGGGUUGGAAGAUAGGACUCCAAAGGAUGCCAAUAAUGGAGAACUUGAUCAAGAGAGGUUUGGUGAUUCAUAGUAACAACUCUGGUCAGUGCGUCUUCUGUAGAGAUCAAGUGGAAACAUCUUCCCACCUGUUCUUCUCAUGCAAGAUAGUUUAUGGUCUUUGGAUGAAUUGUUAUAACUGGAUGGGAAUUCAAGGUGUGUUACCGAAGGAAGACAUGCUCCAUUUUCUUCAGCAUGCGAUUCCUUGGAAAGGGAAAAAAGUGAACGGAUGGUGGAAAACUGUAUGGUUUGCAACUAUUUGGAGUAUAUGGCUAUGUAGGAAUGCUGUCAUCUUCAACUCAGGGAUCAUUGAUAUUGAGGAAUUAUGCAGCUUGAUAAAAUGGAGGGCAUGGACUUGGCUUAGAGCGAGAGUUCCUUCUUUUAAAGUAUCUCAUUAUGAGUGGGACAAGGAUCCAAUCUAUUGUUUGACCAUGGGAGCUGCUGCGUGA